CUUCCUGUUGCUCUGUUUCGGUGUUCACGUUUGUUACAUUUUAAGUUUGAGAAAGAGCGGAGAUGUCCUGCGGUGAGACAACGCCGGCGCAAAGGGCAGCCCAGUAAAUGUUGUUUUGAGAGCUAAUAGUACCGUUAUGAACUGCAUCUUAUACUGUAGACCUCAGCUUUAUUUUACUGUACAUAGGCGAGUAUUUUCUAUUAUAGGAAUGUGAGACAAGUCAAUUUGAGAGAGAUCAGCGCUGUGGGGAGACAAUAGUCUUUCAAUAGUGCUCCUCGGCUCCCUUAGCAAAGGGCAGCUGAAUGACGCUGUUCUGGGGGCUAACGCUACUCUUGUGAACUGUACGUCUUGCAGUGAUUUAUUUCUCUCUACGUGAGUGUGUUUUGUGCGUUACGAAUGUAAAUUUAGUGCAUUUGGGAGGGAAGGCUGCAAGGCAGCGCGGUGUGGGGAAACAAUGGCGCCGCUCAGCCCCGUCUCUGAAGGGCAGCUCAGUGACGUCGCUCUCUGCGCUAAUACCACUGUUAUAAACUGUGUUGAUACACUAGUCUGCGAGGAAGGGGCACGCUGGAACAGCGGCAAUGUCAAGCAAGUUGCCUCGGCAUCGCUCAAACACUAGGCUCCUUCCUACAGCAAGAACAAAUAAAGGAGGCACACACGAAAGCAAUUUAAAAAGCCAUAAAAACAGAGAAGGAGGUGAAGAGAAGAGUUUUCAGAAACCUGUGCAUUAAAGCAUGGAAGCAGACCACCCAACCCCUGAUGACCCUCCCGAAGGCAAUAAAAAUGUAAAAAAUGAGGGAAAUUGGCAUAAGCAGCAGCAUUUGAGGGAUGGUGCAGUUGAAGUUCCAGUGAUGCAGAGUGAGGAAAUGUGCGGUGGGAAAAAAAUGGUGAAGAGCCAUGAGAAGAACAAGGUGCAGACAGCCAGGAAAUCUUUUAAGAAGCCUCCCCUUAAAGGACACCAGAGCCUACAGGGGGCAAGCAUCCCUUGCAAAAUACUCAGGUUUCGCUGUUCUGAAUGCAAGGGAGAUGCAACAUUCAGCCCUAAUGACCUGACCAAACAUUUUCAGGGAGUUCACCAGGGAAGCCUACCUACUUUUCCAUGCGACAUGUGUGGUUUCAUCACCCAUGACUUCUCCAGCCUUCAGCGUCAUCGGUUAGGCCACCGGGACACUUUCGUCAGGUGUGAGAUCUGCAAUGAUGGUGUUCAGUACACUCUCCUGCAACUCACCAGACACUUCACCAUGUACCACAGCCUGAAUGGCCACUACCGCUGUGAAAGGUGCAAAUUCUCCACAAAGGAUGUGGGAACAUUUGUGCAGCACAUCCAUCAUCACAAUGAGGUUCAGUAUAAAUGCUCUAAAUGUAAGCAUGUUAGUUACACAAAGGGUGAGUUCCAGAAACAUCUUUUGGUUCACACUGGAACAUAUCCGUUCACUUGUCAAUUCUGCGACUAUGGGGCUACCAGAAAGGAUUACAUCAUUAGGCAUAUGGCUUCUGUCCACAGUAAAGAGAAGAAGAACAAGUGGAGAGUAAAAGAGGAAAACCCUAAAACACUAGUGAAAUCACCAGGAUUGAAGCUUCUGCUGACAAAGAAGCCAACUAGGGAAACUUGGAUGUCCAAAAGACUACAUGCUCUCUCUGGAAGUAAUCUGUUGGAUGAUUAUGGAAGACUGCCGAAUCCAGAAAAGACUUUGGAGGAGACUCAGCAGUUCCUGGAAAGAACUGUUGCAGCAGAGAAAGAGAGUAAGAACUGGAUUAAGGGUCUUAACACCGAACAGCAAUAUGUUUCCCAAGCCAUUCCCACUUUGUCGCAGCCUAAGACAGAGGGUGCUGUCCCUCCUAAUGCUGGAUUCCUGAACCCUGGCAGUAAUGGGCUCACUGUGCUUAUGGUCAAAAAUAAAAUUUCAAUCCCUCCUAAUUGCACUACAAAAGUCAUGGGCUUUAAGAUUGUGGAUGGAAAGAAACACUUAGUUCUCAAAGUUAUACCAUCAGCAAAGCAAGAAUCCUCUCCCAAAGUAGAUGCAUCACCAGCUGAUGUAAAAGAAACAGAGAGGCGCACAUCAGAAACUCGGAUGGAUGGAAACAGUUCAGACGUUGUUGUAGAUGGUACUGUACAUAACAGAAACCAGGCAAGUUCCUCCAACUAUGAUGACUCUACCAGGAGUGCAUCAUCUGCUUUUUCAGAAUCUUUGACAGCAAGAAAAAUGAGUGAAAACGGCAAUGUUGCAUUAACUUCACCGAAAGAGGUAGGGGAUGAAGGUGUUGAGGGGCAGCCUUCCAACACCGUAGAGACUGAAAAAUGUAGAGAGUUAAAAACAUCAACGGGAGAAAAUGAAAACGAGGAAUCUCCUUUGCUGGGAACUUUUGCAUCAGUACACAAAAGUGGCUCUGUCUGUGACAAGGCAGAGUGUGCGUCGCAGUCCUCCAGUGAAGAAGCCAGUCAAGUCAAAGGAGCUGCAUUGCAGGAUAUAGUCAAUAACCAUGGAGACAGAUAUAUAAAUGUAGAAGAUAUGCAGCCAUCUCAUGAUUCUCCACUGAAUGACGCAAGUGUCAGUGAGAGCAAUUCAGGGUCGACUUCGGUCAGCCAGGAAGUAUUCAGCUUUCAUAAUUACUCAAAGGACACGUAUAGUUGUUCCCCUGACAUGUCCUCACCUGGUAAAGAUCAGGGGUUCACAGAGCUCUUGAUGAAUGGACCUGAGCCAGAUAGUGCUCACAUGUUGUCUUUGGUUGACAGGAACCGGACACCAGAGGACUUGUCCGGGCUCAAUUCAGAGGAAUGUCAUGAAGAUGAAGGAUCAGAACAUCUUCCAUUUAAUUCUGGUCCUCUGAUGGAAAAAGUACCAGAUAGCGAAAUUGAAGUAGAUGAAUGUAUAGCCACCGUCGAAGAAGAGUGUAAUGGAAUUUCGCUAUUCCCCGAUUUGGUGCAAAGGCCACAUAGCACACCCAAGUGUACGCCUCGAAAUGAAGAGCAACAGCCUUUCGCUCUUGGUAAGGGGAAGGAGAAGGACACCAGUGUAUCAGAUUCUGCCUGUGAACAUCAAAACUGUACCCCAGAAAAGAAACUGGAUGUUUCCUUAAUGCAGAAAGUAACAGGAAGUGCGUGUAGAGCUGCUGCCUUGGGGCGCAUACUAGAAGAGCAUUCUGAUGCUAUUAUUAGUCAACAGCUUGAGAAGGAAAGGAAUGGCGCCACAGUGGCUCAUGAUGCAUUGAGAUCGCCUUCAACCAGUUUGAGGAUCCUCCAGUCUUUUAAUGUAGCAGAGGGUAAGCAACAAGUUUUCCUACAGACUGCUGAGAAUAAGUAUGCAGUGCCUGUUGAGCAGCAAGGCACUCCAGGAUUUAAGAUGAUUACUGGGUCUUCAGUUCCUCCGAUAAAUAUUUCUUAUCUGAAACCUGGAACUGAAAGACCAGGUAACAAACCAGCAGCACUGGCUUUUACACUGAAAAAUGGCAGGAUAGGGAAAGCUACACAGGUUGUGGGUGGCAAGGAAGCUGGUGGUGGUUUGGUCAAAGGUGGUAGGGAAGAAAGCAAAGCGCUAAGUUCUGUACAUCAGGGCAUGAGCUCCAGCAGCGGUUCCAGCCAUGUACUGGUCAACAGCUCACCUUUGAAAGGACCUCUGCUCUUGUCUAGUCCAGCCCAGACUCUCUCCAGAGAAAGGACUGUGAAUGCAUCAGCAUGUUUCUUGGUUCAGAGACCGCUACCUGUUGUGGCAACUGUUGCAAGGCCCGGCGGGGAGGCUAUCAGCCACGGUCUCCAGAAUGAAGGAGUGAGACCUGUGUUGGCAGUACCAAUAAAUUCGCAAGACCAAGCCACUAUUUUACAAGCUGGCCGUCAAGCGUUUCUCCUUAGGUAUGUGUCUCCACUUAAGUCGGGGAUACCCCUGAACAGUCAAGAAGGAAAUGUCACAAAUCAAAGCUGCCUUCAGAAUGAAAGCAUUGGCAAUAAGGUUGUUUUUAAGAUUGUUAAAAGUCCGUCUGACAGUUGCCCUCCCUGUGGUAGCGGGGAGCCGAAUAGCAAUGUAGCAACACAUGCUGCAGCUAACCAGCCAAUCUAUCUGGCCACUGGUGCUUUGCAGUCACCUUGUUUUCUGAUGUCGUCAAACCAAUCCAUUAUGACUGUCUCCACAGGAGUAAAAACCUCAGGAUCGUCGCGAGUUCCCAUGCAUGUACCAGUUACUGUUCCCCAGCUCAAGAACCUCUCUUCUUCAGCCCCCUUGCAAGGUAAAACUGGAGAAAAGGAAGGGCUGAAUAACAAACUUAAGAGAGUCCGCCUGCCUGCACCAAGGUCCAAUCAUCAGCCGGUCAAAAGAAAGAGGCAACGGAAGUCACAGACAGACGACUGCCUAGAGCCUGCAUCUAAAGCCAAGAGACAUUCAAGUAAAAAAUGUAGAGAGAAAGAGUUUUCACCCGCUGCUGCUCCGUGGGAGCCAGUGCCCAGGGAGGCAGAGCGAAUGCUGCGGCUUUCCCCCUUCUGUCCUGCUCAGCUAAUUAAGUGUCCACGACGAAACCAGCCCGUCAUAGUUCUCAAUCACCCUGAUGUGGACAUCCCUGAGGUCAGCAACAUCAUGAGAAUGGUCAACAAGUACAAAGGAGAGGUCCUGAAGGUGGCCUUGUCCCAAAGAACUGUAGAUGCGCUCUCUGAAUUGAACUGUGGCACCUUUAAAACAAGUCCUCCAGCACCUUGCCAGUCUACCCAUGGUCAGCGGGUGCAGUCAGAGAGUACCGCAAGGGAGAGGUUUAUUCUCAAACUGAAGUUGAAAAAGACCAGCAGGAAUAAGUACAAGGUUGUGAACACUACCUCUGACAGUGCUGAGCAAUCUUUGUCCUUCAGCUGCUGGUUUUGUGGUCGAAUAUUCGACAACCAAGAGGAGUGGAUUGGCCAUGGCCAGCGACAUCUCAUGGAAGCAACGAGAGACUGGAACAAGCUGUUUUAAAGCACCAAGGGCAUUAUGGGUAACGGAAAAGCAUUACAUGUUGAUUACAGUGGAUUCAUUUAGUCUCCUAGUCACCUAGUCCUUUAAUUUGUAACUCACCCGAGACUUAGAAAAGUAAUAAAUGUUCAUGUCAUUAAAAAUAACACUCACAAAAUCAUCCCGUGUUUGUGACUAUCAAAAAGGAUAGGCUGCGAUAUUAACAGAUAUAUUUUUAUUCUGUCACUGAAGGGUAAAAUGUUUUAAGUUGUCCCUUAUUUGAGUUGGGGUCUUUUUGUGAGUCCAUCUGGUACAACUUAAAACCAAAUGUGUAAAGAUUUUUUUUUAAUGUGUAUAUUGAACUGAAAUGUGAAGACGUUUGCAUUGCGCACACUGUAUUUGUAUAUAAAAGGCAGAAGAAGCAGAAAGCAGUCUGAGUGCAUGGAUGGUAUUGUAAAUGAACAUUUCUGUACAGGUUUCGGAUGAAUGCCAAUGCCCUGUUUUGAUUGUAAUCUAGUAAUACUUAAACGAGAAAGAAGGUGAUGGCUGUUGCUUAGAUCAAAAUUGCAGUCAGGGUGCUGUUGACGGUUGUUUUGAUAAAGCAAAUGCAAAUAAUUGAAAACAAUAUAUUUGCCCUGAAGUACAGUAGCAUUUUAGUGCUUUACUUUUGUGAGAACUACAAUAUACAUACUGAUCAACUCAGGUGAUUUAAUUUCUUUUUAAUUUUCUUAGAUGUUUAUCCAACUUCAGCAGCUUUUAGUACCAUUAUGGG
Messenger RNA from Scleropages formosus (Asian bonytongue), 5676 nucleotides. RefSeq names its product zinc finger protein 518A (gene znf518a). The transcript has 2 exons. The coding region runs from base 732 to 4928 and encodes 1398 amino acids. The record is from RefSeq and is a predicted model, not a curated record. NCBI's taxonomy places the organism in Eukaryota, Metazoa, Chordata, Actinopteri, Osteoglossiformes, Osteoglossidae.